This is a messenger RNA of Drosophila mojavensis, 1532 nucleotides long. Its product is annotated as nucleolar protein 12. Bases 83 to 1384 code for a protein of 433 amino acids. The record is from RefSeq and is a predicted model, not a curated record. Gene Ontology annotation, molecular function: RNA binding. NCBI's taxonomy places the organism in Eukaryota, Metazoa, Arthropoda, Insecta, Diptera, Drosophilidae. The transcript is spliced from 3 exons.
AUAGCACACGCAUCAAACAUUUCUGAUUCUAGCAUCUUCCAACACUUAGAACAUACAACACGUGAAGUUUUAUUAAAUCAAAAUGAAGACGGCAAAAGAUAAAUUAAAAAAGAAUGAUGACAUGAAACAUCAAGAAAAGCUUGUUGAUGUUGCAGAGAAAAGCAAAACAAUCAAAAAGGCACCGAAAUUAAAGAAACCUAAAGCGGCGAAACCCGCCAAAAAAGAGGCGACCGUAAAGGAGGCAAAAGAGAGCCCGAAGAAAUUAUCUGUCGCUGAUUUAGCCAAAAUCGAAAAGAAAAAGGCCAAGAAACAAGCACAAAAGUUAAAGAAACAACAGAAAAAGUUAACGGCCGAUGCAGUAGAGAAGAAAUCUAAAUUAAUAGUCAAAGCCGCGCCAAAAACUGAGGUAACACCGGACAAAAAGAAGAGUGUACCAGAAGCAAAAUCAGCAACAAAGUUGGCCAAAAAAACGAAAGGGAAAAAGAACAAGAAGAAAAAUGAUGAGGAUGAAGAUGAAGUGAAGCGGAUACGAGAUCCUGCCGCCGAAGCUGCGACAAUAUUUGUUGGAAAUCUUCCCAUAAAUACAAAACGCGUUCAAAUUGUGCGCUUACUUAAGCCUUUUGGAGCGGUCCAUUCAAUCCGUCUGCGUACGGCCGGUGGAAAGAAGCUGUUUAAGCUCAAGCAGCGCAAGGCAGCUGUCUCCCUAAAUGCGUACGUGGUACUAGACAACCCAGAGAUAGCACAAAAAGCGCUGGCGCUGAAUGGUACGCAAUUUAAAGAGAAUCACUUGCGUGUUACGCCUGCAGCGAAAUGCGGCGAAGUGAAAGAUGUUGGCAAUGGGCAAGCAUCUAGCGAAGCCGACGUCAAGCGAACCGUAUUCAUAGGGAAUCUUAAAUACUCGGCUAGUGAGGAAAAGUUGCGGGAGAUCUUCUCCAGCUGUGGCGAAAUUGACUACAUACGCUGUCUACAGGACGGCGAGAAGGGCUGCAAGGGUGUGGCAUAUGUUUGUUUCCAGAAACCAGAUGCUGUCGGUCUAGCACUGGAGCUGAAUGAGACGCUGCUGGAUGAUAGACCCAUACACGUGGAACGCUACUCUGUGAAGAAACUGGGAGCUAAGCAGGCUCGCGAUGCUGUUACUGCGGCGGGACCGCAAACCAAGUCCAAAAAGAAACAAAAUGCGGUGGGUGCUAAGAAACGCAUAGAUAAACGACAAAAAGAGCAAGCAAAAGGCCAAGAACCCGUCAAGUCACCAGCUGGUAAAAAGAAAUCUGAAUACCGAGGCGUUAAAGUUGAUGCAAUCAAAAAGAACAAGAAGCCAAAAAAGAAAACUAAUAGCCAAAUGAAUACACUGGCCAAGAAAAUAGCGCCAAAAGCUAGCAAUUAAGUUGAAACAAUUCAUUAGGAUUUUCCAAUUUUGAAUUAAAAUUCAUGUUAGGCAUUGUAAAUAUUUUACUGACAGCGGAACAAAUAUUGUUUGGGUUUAGAUUUUCUUUCAUUGCUAAACAUUAAUAAACCGAGUUUUUAAACUGGUA